Tetranychus urticae (two-spotted spider mite) is the source of this 1882-nucleotide messenger RNA. NCBI's taxonomy places the organism in Eukaryota, Metazoa, Arthropoda, Arachnida, Trombidiformes, Tetranychidae. The record is from RefSeq and is a predicted model, not a curated record.
UUUUAUUCAAUAACAAACUUGGAGUUGGCUUUUUGUAACCAAAGUAUCAUCAUCAGUGAGUUUGUCUCUCAUUUCAACUCGAAUGUGUCAACGAUUUCGGUUGCAACUGACAACUUUACCAAUCAAUUGUUUCCAUUUUAAAUUGAUUAAUAAAGUUUCCUUGUGACUCAAGUUUACCAUGGAUUCAGUUGAUUAUAGAUUAAAGUUUUUUCACGAGAAAAAGUUUUGCUUUUCUUGAAGUAAAAUUUGUGGAUAAAAGUGGAUAAAGGAUUAAACAAGCAUUGAAAUGGUCUUUAAAUUUUCACUCAUCAUUGGACUGUUGACUCUACUUCCAAGUAAAUAUGAAUUCAUCUCUUUAUUGGAACCGAGAGUUUAUGACGAAUUUGUUAUCCAAGGUAACAUUGCCGUGUUUCGAUGUCAAAUUCCCGAUCAUCUUAAAGACACUGUUCGAGUCAAAUCAUGGUAUCUCAGUAAUGGAAUCAUACUGAAACCUCCAGAAAAUCGAGAUAAAUUCACAGCUUUACCGUCUGGUGAGCUUCUUGUACGUUCAGUUGACACUGAAGAUUCUUAUCUUAAAGUUCGUUGUGAAGUUAAAAAUGAUAAAACUGGUCGAACUGGUAUAACCUCAACUCCAGGGAAACUCACAGUUAUCGAAGCUAAAAAUCCUUCCAGUCCAAAGAUAUUUUUUCAAUUACCUCAAAUAAGUGCUCGUGAAGGUGACCACAGUGUUUAUCUACCUUGCAUUGCCUCUGGUUAUCCUUUGGUAAAGUAUGAAUGGUUCCAAAGGAUAAGUGAUAGAUCAAGCGAUGAAUAUGUGCCUCUAGUAAACCUCAAUAGACCUUCAUCUCGUUAUUCAACUACCGAUGGACUUUUGAUAAUUACUGAACCCAAAUCAAGUGAUUCCAAUGAGUAUCGAUGCAUCUCAUCCAACAACUUGGGUAGAGUCAAGUGUGAGAUUCGGUUAACAGUGUACUCACCUUUACGUCUAACCCUGACUACCAGCCCGACUCUUGUUCCAGUAAGCCAGUCAAGUACAAAAGUUAGUGCAGUGGUUGGGUCACCUUCAGUCACUCGUCUACCCAUAAGCCUGGGUUCAAGUUUAUCUUUAAAUUGUACAGUCAAAGGAUUUCCAGUAAAGAACGUUAAAUGGACAAAAGAGGGUAAAACUUUACUCGAAUCAAGUUUACCUUUGGCAACACUGAAACCAAUGAAAAGUUCAUCAUCAUUACCAGCUCAACCCGAUUAUCGUCAUUAUCAACAGCCAAACAGUCAUCACUCACUUGUUCUUGAUUUACUUUCCUUGGAACGUAAACAUGAAGGUUUCUACAUUUGCUUAGCUUCUAAUGAUUUAGGAUCAACUCAACAAACUAUUCAACUUUUCUUUGAUGAUGAAGAACCAAUUUUUACUGAAACUUUUACUGAUCAACUGUUGUCACCAGGAGCUUCCCUUUCCCUCAUUUGCUCGGCUCGUGGUCGACCCUUGCCUCAAGUGACUUGGACCCUCGACCAUGAGCCCAUCAAGAGCUCCCAUCGAACCAGGUAUGCUGACUAUGUAAGUCAACGGGACAAGGUUACCAGCUAUGUCAACGUGUCUUCCAUUCGAACCGAAGAUUCCGGUUUGUAUCAAUGUAUUGCUUCCAACACGGCUGGUAAAGUGACCCAUUCAAGGCGAAUCAACGUCUAUGGAGAACCUGGAAUUAAGCCACUGGAAAACCGAACCGCACUGGAAGGUGACAAUGUUUGGUUCUAUUGUCCAGUCUAUGGCUAUCCUUAUGGUGAGGUUAGCUGGUUGAAAGGUAUGAAAGUCUCAUGUUUAUCAUGGCAAUAAGUGAAAAGUAAAAGCAUAAAUGAAUUCAAAGAUUCGUGACUUAUCUCCAGAUAU